Molecule: messenger RNA, 345 nt
Organism: Strongylus vulgaris
Lineage: Eukaryota; Metazoa; Nematoda; Chromadorea; Rhabditida; Strongylidae
Source: the annotation of a GenBank genome assembly
GUUGCUAAGAGCACUCGUGGAUGCAUCUACACAUUCUUGUUGACAGCUGCUGGAGAUCGCUUCGAUCUCAUUCAUCGCACCGACAAACCAUACGUGAGUCGACGAUCUCUUCUAAAAAUUCAGAAAUUUUUACUGGAGCUGUUGUGUGCUGUUAGCUUCGUAGUGUUUCAAUCUCUUCUUAAACAACAACUUUCAAAGGAAAAUAAUUUUAUUUUUAAACAACUUUAUCACGGCGUUAUAGCGUGUCAAAUGGUGACUGCAACCGUCGAUGUCACUUCAACGGCUUAUUAUGUUCGCCGCAGAUGUUCUUCCAUAACAGGUAAUGUUUGGAGAGCUAGGGUGAGG